AGACUGCGUGGUCGGUAGUAGUGGCUUUCAGUAGGCCUUUAACUGUUAGUGUGCUAACGUUAGCAUGCUCGCAAGCUAACUUAAGCGUGCUAACUUUUUUUAAAUCUAAUUUUACACUUUUUUUCUCUAUUUCCGCAGCCAUACACCUCACAGCCGUGUUACUUGAAAUGUGAGACAUGCUAACUGUUAGCAUGCUAACGUUUUAGGCUAAUUCUGUAGCUUUUUUUUGUACGAUUUCACCUAAAACUCACAUAUUCUGACACUCGGCACCAUCUUAAAAGCACGGCGGCUUCCGGCGACCCCCGGCCAGAGGUCCAGGGCACAGAUAGCAGGCCCAUCAACAUGUUCUAGUUGAUGUUAUUAUUGUAUGAUUUGGAGUGCUUGAGCAUUUGGGACCAUAUAGUUAUAUAUUUAUUGUACGUAUAUUGCGCAAUAGAACCGAUGUUGUAAUAGCGCUAGGGAGCAAAACGCUUACUAUUACUAGCGCUGAUGAGUUGUUUGUAAACAACAACACUUCAUGUUGGAGUUUCACAACAACAGCUGAGUAGUGGCAUUUUAAAGUGCAUGCAGAGGUAUAUAAAUAACAUUAGGAGGUUGCCUACAGCCACAGCGAGACCGUUUUUUGGCAUUUACGAUAUGUAGGAAUAGUAACAGCUUGGAGGCCUUGCUGCAAAAAGUGUUUCGUGGAACUUUCUACCUUGUUUUUCCAGUCUCUUGUACAAAAGUUGAUUGCAAUAAAUAAUAGAUGGCGAGAAAUGGUGGCGGUGUUUUGUCGGGCUCCUAACAGGUGCACGCCAGCACAAACAUGUCGCCAGGUCUCAUGCUGCUUGAAUCCUCGCAGCGACACGAGGCCCCUCGGAGCACUCAGGCGCCUCCAUUAGCGGCGUUUUGCGUCCCAUUAGUGUGUCACACCUGCAGAGAGGGGAUUGUAAUCCUGACGGCGGCACCUAUAAAAACCCCCCAAAAAACCCCGCCCUCCGCUUGAUGCUAACAAGGCUAAUACGGAGGUGAGUGGAGUCCAGUUGCUGUUUGUGUUGGUGAUGGUUUUCAUCAGCGCUUCUCUCUCCGCAGUUUAGAUGGAUCGAGCGCUAAUGCACGUGUUGUUGUUGGCCUUGCUGCUGCAGGGCGCCCUGGCCCAGCACUGGUCCUACGGCUGGCUACCGGGCGGGAAGAGGAGCGUGGGGGAGCUGGAGGCAACCAUCAGGAUGAUGGGUACAGGGGGUGUGGUGUCCCUACCAGAAGAGGCGAGUGCCCAAACCCAUGAGAGACGUCGACCAUACAAUGUCAUUGACGACGAUUCCAGUCAUUUUGAGCGAAAGAAAAGGUUCCCUUAUAAGUGAGGCGCUGAAGGGGGAAUAAGAAUUUACAUGAUUAUCGACAGCCGUGAUGGAUCCCCCCCGAGGGCCUCCCCGCGAAUUAACACAUUUAUUGCACCAAUGUCAUUUAUAGACUUGUCUGUAGCCUUUC
This is a messenger RNA of Entelurus aequoreus (snake pipefish), 1467 nucleotides long. It is a transcript of the gene gnrh3, whose product is annotated as gonadotropin-releasing hormone 3. Gene Ontology annotation, biological process: multicellular organism development. Gene Ontology annotation, molecular function: hormone activity. The coding region runs from base 1077 to 1340 and encodes 87 amino acids. NCBI's taxonomy places the organism in Eukaryota, Metazoa, Chordata, Actinopteri, Syngnathiformes, Syngnathidae. The transcript has 3 exons. Gene Ontology annotation, cellular component: extracellular region. The record is from RefSeq and is a predicted model, not a curated record.